CCUUCUGCUCCUGCCUUGUGUCUGUGAGCUCCCAUUCCUGCCUGCCCAGCCUGAGCCGCUCUCGUACUCACAGUCUGUCUCACUGAGUCUCACACUCUACCGCAACAAUGCAGUCUACAUACUCUAUGCGCUCCUCCACUAGUACUAGGACUCCUGCUAUAUCAAUGACCCGUACAACCCCUGUCUACAGGGCCACCUCCAUCCACGGUGGGGCCGGUGGCAGCCGCAUCAGCAUCUCCUCCGGCGCCCGCGGUGGUGGCAUGGGAAUGGCCUCUGGAGGAGGGGCCUUCUCCAGCAGCGUCCAGGUGAGCUCCAGCGGGAAAAGUGCCGACAUCAUGGGCAACGAGAAGUUUGCCAUGCAGAACCUGAACGACCGUCUGGCCAACUACCUGGAGACGGUGAGGAACCUGGAGCAGGCCAACCACAAGCUGGAGAUUAAGAUCAAGGAGGCCCUGGAGAAGAGCGGACCCGACUUCAGAGACUACAGCAAGUACCAGGCCAUCCUGGAUGACCUGAGGAAGAAGGUGUUCGAUGCCACCACUGACAAUGCCCGCCUGGUUCUCAACAUCGACAACGCUCGCCUGGCGGCCGAUGACUUCAGAGUGAAAUACGAGUCUGAGCUGGCGAUCCGCCAGUCCGUGGAGGCCGACAUCGUCGGUCUGAGGAAGCUCAUCGAUGACACCAACAUGAGCCGCAUGAACCUGGAGAGCGAGAUCGAAGCCUUGAAGGAGGAGCUCAUCCACCUGAAGAAGAACCACGAAAAUGAAGUUAUGGAGCUUCGCAACCAGAUCGCCCAGUCAGGAGUCCACGUGGAUGUCGACGCCCCCAAAGGACAGGACCUGGCUCAGCUCAUGGCGGAAAUUAGGGCCAAGUACGAGAAGAUGGCACUGAAGAACCAAGAAGAACUCAAAGCAUGGCACGAAUCUCAGAUAACAGAAGUGCAGACCCAGGUAUCCCAGAACACAGAGGCCCUGAAGGGAGCCCAGACAGAAGUGAACGAGCUGCGGCGACAGAUCCAGACCCUGGAGAUCGAUCUGGAGUCACAGAGGAGCCUGAAAGCCUCCCUGGAGGGCACGCUGAGGGACACAGAGAUGCGUUAUAACAUGGAGGUGGAGGCUCUCAACAACGUCCUCCUGGGUCUGGAGGCGGAGCUCACACAACUGCGUAACAACAUCCAGAUGCAGACGCAGGAUUACGAGGCCCUGCUCAACACAAAGAUGAAGCUGGAGGCCGAGAUCGCUACAUACAGACGGCUCCUGGACGGUGAAGACUUCCAGCUCCAGGACGCUCUUCAAGACCAGAAAACAGUGAAGAAAGUGAUGACUGUCACACAGACCCUGGUGGACGGCAAGGUGAUCUCCUCCAGCACAGAAACCAAGAACCUUUGAACGCCAGAAGAAACCGCCUAAUACCCCUAACAAUCACCGUCACCGCAACAUAACACUAACAUACAAUUGGCCAAAAUUGAUCCUUUUUUUUUUUUCCGAUGGGCUCUUAGUCAUCAGCACUAACCAGCACCGCAGUUAGUUUGACCUCCUGGGUAUGCAGCUCGACCACAGGCUGAUUAACAACUGGAUCAGAAAAAAACUGAAUCAUCUUUUAUUUAUUUCAUCACGCUUUAUUUAUGUGUCCGUGUGUUGACCUGCAGAUGUUUACAAAAGCUCAGAAUUGGUGAUCUGUAAGCUUUUUCGGCGACAAACUAAUUGAAGACAUUGGAUAUUUCAGAGUUACAAAAGUGUCACGCAGUGUUACUCAAAAUAAGUUUUUAUACUUCAUCAUCUUUGGUUUUCUUUCUGUCCAGUUAAGUCCGCCUGUUGUGCUGUGAUGUUCAGACAGUCCAAUAAAGUCCAUUCGUGAAAUGUA
This is a messenger RNA of Acanthopagrus latus (yellowfin seabream), 1863 nucleotides long. RefSeq names its product keratin 18a, tandem duplicate 1 (gene krt18a.1). The coding region runs from base 108 to 1388 and encodes 426 amino acids. The transcript is spliced from 7 exons. Lineage: Eukaryota; Metazoa; Chordata; Actinopteri; Spariformes; Sparidae. Gene Ontology annotation, molecular function: structural molecule activity. Gene Ontology annotation, cellular component: keratin filament. Gene Ontology annotation, biological process: intermediate filament cytoskeleton organization. The record is from RefSeq and is a predicted model, not a curated record.